AUGGUAACUGUUAGUGAUGAAAAUACAGACGACGAAAGUACAAAUGCUUUAAUUUUAACACAGACAAUUUCAUGUAUAGAUAUACAACGAUACAGCUCUUUAGAAAAGGCAAUUAGAGUAACAGCAUACGUCAUGCGUUUUAUACAGAAUUUACGGAAUUCAGGAAAUAAACGAUCAAUCGGUUUUAUCAGUGUUGAGGAGCGAUGUAAAGCAUUAGAAGUGUUAAUAGUAACAGUACAACAGGAAACAUUUAAGGAUGAAAUUGAAAGCUUGAAUUCAUCUUCACAGAAAAAAGUGCCACUAGUUCGACAACUUAAACUAUAUACAGAUAAAAAUGGAUUACUACGUUGUACCGGGAGAAUUCAAAACGCAACUGUGAAGGAUAGUACUAAAUAUCCGUUGUUAUUGCCAACACACCACAGUCUUACGUCCUUAAUUGUAAUGGAUGCACAUACAAAGACUUUACAUGCCGGACUUAACAGUACAAUCGCAUAUAGUCAACAGAAAUAUUGGAUACUGAGAAUAAGACAGUGCGUAAAAUCACAAAUUCGUAAAUGCGUUCAAUGCAUUAAAAUAUCAGGAAUGCCUUAA
This is a messenger RNA of Mytilus trossulus (common blue mussel), 591 nucleotides long. RefSeq lists its product as uncharacterized. Bases 1 to 591 code for a protein of 196 amino acids. The transcript has a single exon. The record is from RefSeq and is a predicted model, not a curated record. NCBI's taxonomy places the organism in Eukaryota, Metazoa, Mollusca, Bivalvia, Mytilida, Mytilidae.